This is a messenger RNA of Prorocentrum cordatum, 1022 nucleotides long. The record is from the annotation of a GenBank genome assembly. NCBI's taxonomy places the organism in Eukaryota, Dinophyceae, Prorocentrales, Prorocentraceae.
CUUGACUUGAGCGGGGCAUGGUCACGGGUGGGUGAUCCGCGCGUGGCCGACGUUGUCGGUGGUCAGGUUCGGCCGUUCCGGUCCGCCCGCCUGAGUUUUGACAUGCACUUCGUCGUCCAUGGCCGUAUGGGUUCAGGGUCAGUUCGCGCAGCAGCGUUGCGAGCCAGCGCAGGGGGGUACGUAGAUGGAUUGAACAUUGAGGGCCGCGCUACACCUCCGUAUUCUCCAGCCCUCCUUCGUAUUCUUGGGGGAGAAGGCUUGUGGUCUGAGUUGUGCCACCGACAGCGUACCACCUGGCGAGGCGGCGACAUUGCGCGUGGGAUGUUAGUUGUUCUCCAUCUAUGGACAGACACCCUGCCUGGGCAUUUGUUGACCGCAGCAAAACAAUUUCAGCCAUGGGCAAGUUCAUCAAGGCUGGCCGCGUGGUGGUGCUCCUCCAGGGCCGCUACACUGGCAAGAAGGCAAUCGUGGUGAAGCCUUUCGAUGACGGGUCCAGGGCCCGGCCUUUUGGCCAUUGUUUGGUCGCGGGUGUGGACAAGGCUCCCCUCAAAGUGACGAAGACAAUGGGCAAGAAGAAGAUUGCCAAGCGGACUCGCGUCAAGCCGUUUGUGAAGUACGUGAACUACAACCACAUGAUGCCAACCCGCUACCAGGUGCCCGCGGAGGUCGGCGUGCAGUCCUGGGUGACGGACCAGCAGAUGGACAAUCCGGACGGCCGCGUGGAGGCCAAGAAGCUCAUCAAGAACGCCUUCCAGGAGAAGUUCGCGAGCCCCCCCGCGGACAAGGCGGGCAAGCCCUCCAAGGACGUGCUCUACCUCCGGAAGAAGCUGCGCUUCUGAGGAAUUGCCAGAGAGCAUGCUCGUGCUCCACGCCGGCGCUGCCGCAAAACUCCGACCCAUCUCAAGACUUCCCGUGCCUGCCGCCAGCAGCUCGAGCGGCCCCCGGAGCAACGCUCCCUUCCCUCGCCGAUUCCCACACGAUCCAGGCCUGCCACAGAGGUGCCCCCGGCCCGAGGUGCCCCC